Molecule: messenger RNA, 5220 nt
Organism: Topomyia yanbarensis
Lineage: Eukaryota; Metazoa; Arthropoda; Insecta; Diptera; Culicidae
Gene: Atg1
Product: serine/threonine-protein kinase ULK2
Exons: 15
Coding region: 943-3405 (820 amino acids)
Biological process (GO): autophagy; autophagosome organization; positive regulation of autophagy
Cellular component (GO): cytoplasm; autophagosome
Molecular function (GO): protein serine/threonine kinase activity; ATP binding
Source: RefSeq, a predicted model, not a curated record
CGGGCGCAGAGUGUGAUACUUUUUGGCCUGCGAACGGGAACCGUCAGAAGUGCGCGAGCAAGAGAGAGCAGCAGAAGAAAAAAUAAUAGUGAUUAGCAUUUCCUCGAUGGUGGAAUCGGAAAAGUACUCUUCUGUGCCAUCAUCUUUGUUGUUCAAUUGUGCUGCUGCGCUGCUGCUACUGCCAUUAAUAUUUUCCUCUGGAACGAUCUGAAACCUGCUUACACGAGAUCCAUCGAAAUUCGCCGUUCCCGUCGCGAUAGUUUCCUCGCGUGGUGAAAAAUUUUGCGUCUUGUGAAGAACCCCGUCGACUUUUGCGUGUGAGUGAGGAAAUUCGCUUUUCCCUUUUUCCCCCAUUAAGCACGAGCGGUACACGGGAAAGCGAUGAAUAAGGUUUAUUGAUUCGCCCUGGCCGUCGAUUCUUGCAUAGUAUACCUACUCUAGCAGGCAGAGUGUCGUAAGAGGAAAAAACGAGAAUCUGCCCAAAAUCUGGAACAGAUAAUAUGUCACCACGGAAGUUUUCCCAAGAGUGGUAGCUAGUUCUUGUGUUUGCAGAAAAUAGAGCGAAAUAGCGUUCAAGUUGUAAGAAAAAAGAGUGGAAGAUAGUGACAGUGUUUGCACGAAUUUAUUUUUUAUUUGCCAAUUUUUUGUUUGUUUUGUGCAAAAGAAAAAGUUUUGCAGUUGGAAAAAAGGCAAGAAAAUUUGCUAGAUUGCAUUGAUAAAGCGAAUUGAGGCAAUUUUGCGGAAAAAAAAGUUUUACGUCGUUAGCAAUUCUGCAGUAGAGGGUUUGAUGCGGAAAAAAUUUGUGCUCAUUAUGUAGUGUAGCGAAAUUAGAGGUGUAAAUAUUGUAAGCUAAAAAAUAUACCAGCAAAAAGUGUAGAAAGUGUAUUAUCGGAAAAAAAACUAAAGUUUCGUGUAUAGAUUCUGAAGAGUGUGUCUGUCAUUAUGGAGGUGGUUGGGAACUUCGAGUACAACAGCAAGGAUCUGAUAGGCCAUGGAGCAUUUGCUGUUGUCUUCAAGGGUCGCCAUCGGGAGAAACACUUCCCGGUUGCGAUUAAAAGUAUCACCAAGAAAAGCCUCGCCAAAUCGCAGAGUCUGCUAGGGAAGGAGAUUAAAAUCCUGCGGGAGCUCAGUGCGCUGCAUCACGAGAAUGUCGUCACACUGCUGGCCUGCACCGAAAAGGAUCACAACGUCUACCUGGUGAUGGAGUACUGCAGUGGCGGAGAUUUAGCGGAUUAUCUGGCCGUCAAGGGUACGCUCAGCGAGGACACGAUACGACUGUUUUUAUGUCAAUUAGCAAGCGCUAUGAAGGCAUUAUAUGCUGUCGGAGUUGUCCAUCGGGAUCUGAAACCGCAAAACAUUCUGCUGUCGCACAACUGCGGCAAAAACCUUCCAGUACCAUCGAAGAUCACACUGAAAAUAGCGGACUUUGGAUUUGCUCGGUUCCUCCAGGAUGGAAAUAUGGCAGCAACCCUCUGUGGAUCGCCAAUGUAUAUGGCACCAGAGGUGAUCAUGUCACUGCAGUACGACGCAAAGGCUGACCUCUGGUCACUUGGGACCAUCGUUUUCCAGUGCCUAACCGGAAAGGCACCAUUCCAGGCUCAAACGCCCCAGGAACUGAAGAUGUACUACGAGAAGAAUGCUAAUUUAGCUCCCAAAAUUCCAUCCGGUACCUCGAAGGAACUGACUGAUCUGCUGAUGGGACUACUGCGAAGAAACGCCAAGGAACGAAUGAACUUUGACACCUUUUUCUGUCAUGCUUUCUUGCAGCGACAGAUGACACCUCAGAGUAGUGAAAUGCCACAAGCAUCAGCAGCUGGUCCAAAUGGUGCGACUGGUAAAGUCACUAGUCCCCACCAGAAGACGCUUCUGUCUCCGCUGCAACAACAGCAGUUGCUUAUACGGCAACAACAACAGAACCAGUUGCAACUUCAGCAACAACAACAACAGCAGCAGCAGCAACAACAGCUACAGCUGCAAUUGCAACAGCAGCAACAAGAACAGCAAAAGCAACAGACCUUGGAAAACAAUAACGUGCCCGUUGAAAUUGACGACAGCGUUGCCACGCUUGCUAGUGCUAAUAAUACAUCCAACAGCAGUCAGGACAACUCAGAUGAUUUUGUACUAGUACCAAACAAUCUGCCGAUGGAUACAUGCGCCGGAAACUAUGAUAAGAGCAAACCGACUAGAGUGCCUCAAACAGCUUCGAACGCCCAGGCGAGUCCACCGAGACCAAGCUCUUUACCGAUCUCGGAAGCAAAGCCCGUGCCAACGGCAGCUAGGAAGAUCUCUCGACCACAAAAUCAGACGCCACCAAAGAACAUCCCCAAUGCAAUACCACGAUCUCAACCGAUCAGUAUGAAGCGAUCCGAGCAUCGAAACAGCAAUUGUGAUAUUAGCUCAAUAUCUCCGCCGGCAGUGCAAUUCGCGAUCGGCACACCACCUACCGGUGGACGCCGAAGAUCCACCUCGGGUGGUUCGCUAUCCGAAACACCUCCACCACCCUCCUGUUGGACAGUAAGCCCAGCCUCGCACCACUCUCCCUUACGCCGUUCCGGCACUAGCUCACCAGUAUUAUCCAACGCCCUAUCGAAGCUUCCGGCUCUUGGCAGUCCCACGCUGAUAACGACUGAAAACAACAACACUCAUCCACUAGGAUCUAGAGCUUUCACGUUGCCCGAAAUGGGUGCGACCGGUGGACUGCAAAGCUACUUACACGAUAACAAUCUGGACGAUCAUCCGCUGAACUUUCAUGCUCCGGAGUUGCCUGCUGAGACGCUGCUGGAUCGCGAACACAAUGAAACACUCGCAAAACUCAACUUUGUCAUCGCCCUCACGGACUGCAUCCUCGAAGUGGCGGACUCUCGCUGUGCCCCUCUGUCGGCCCUAAUGUCGGCCGAUGCUCAACCGAUUGCACCCCACGCGCCAGAACACUGCAAACGAGCGGAACGGCUGGUGCUGCUGGUUCGUGCCCUGAAUCUGCUCUCGUCCGGCAUGCAUCUGGCGUCGUCGCAGCUACAAAAUGGGCACCUAAAACCAUCGAACACUGUUAAAAGUGUGCUCUCGAUGAUGCAUUCGCGGUACCGAUCGACUCUGUGCGAAUCGAAGAAGCUAAAUGGGACGGGACUUUUGCAGAGGGCCGGGGCUAGCAAUAUUACAGCGGAUAAAAUACUGUACGAUCAUGCUAUACAAAUGUGCCAAUCGGCUGCCCUAGAUGAGCUGUUUGGCAACCCCGAAGAUUGCUUCACUCGUUACCAGUCGGCGCAGAUUCUGCUCCACUCACUGGCCCAGAAGUGCAGUCAUCCACAGGAUAAGAUGCUGUUAUCGAAAUACAAAGACGCAGUCGAGAAGCGGCUUUACAUCCUGCAGCAGCAGGGUCUGAUCUACACAACCGACGAUCUGUCAUGAACCAGCGCUCUGCAGACGCUCAGAAGACGUCUGGCAAAAAUCUUCUGACUGGCUGGCACGGCGACGGCUUUGGAUGGGUUCAACGGUCAACAGCAUCCAUUGGAUCGCUGGAUACGAGCAGGACUGGAUUAAGGAUCGAGUGAGUGUAUGAGUGUGGCAAAUCAACACAAAUGUUGAUAGUUUAAGUGAGUGGUAACAAACUCCGUGAGAUUUAUUCCAUGAAAUUAUUUAUUCAUCUGUUUUUGUCGCAUGAUCGGUUGUUGGCGAGUUUGUGAGCGAUCACUGAUAAAUAGAGAACGCUGUAAAUAGCAAGAUAUUCGUUUAUAUGGAAAAUGAAACAAAACAUGACGAAAACUUUGCCUAAAAGAUCAUAGAACGCUUCCAAAAGUAGAGUUGCAACGGUUUUGGAGCUUAUCCCCCAAAAUAUAGCUUUAGUGUAAAUAAUGCAUUGUCGCUGAAAACUGUAAAUAGAUAGCACUCGGCAAUGAAAGGUAAAACGUGGUACUCAGGCAAUAAGCUUUUGUACAAUUCGCGGCUUCUGAUGUUGAUCCUUACGUUACUCGAAAUUGAAAUAUGCUUGUGUUAGUCGACAAAUGUAUGAUCUCCCCAAAAUCAUUGUCGUCUGCAUAGUACAGUACACUUAAUCAGCGGCUACAAAAUUAAUCACUCUCACUAUAACGUUAAGGCAAAACAUGUUUAUAAUCACAGUAGAAAUAUUUUUUGAACCAUUAUGAAUUUACUCGAAAACACUAACCAUUGUGUCAAUAAAGUAUGCACAGUAAAUCGCUUUCAAACUAUGCCAACAAUUCAUUCAUGUUAUUGUGUAAUUAUCAAAUAUUUCAAUCGCUGAUUGACAUUAAUCGUCCUAUCUAGCAGAGACCCUUUCGGUUUCUGAAAGUUUCCACCGCUCCAGGUAACACCUUUUAUACAGUUAGCAGCGGUGAUCCAUCGAAACUCCAAGCCACCAUCCGAAUGAAUUGUGUUUUCUUUUUUUUUUUUUCAAUUACACACAAGUGGCAAAUAUUUGUGACCAAAAUAAAACGAUUAGUGUCACCCAGACGUCGGGCAUCUGAGCAAACAAACUCCAAAUAGAUGUGGGGUGAGUUGUCUUUUAUAUCUCGAAUGUUUUCCAAUGUUGGAACAAUCAGCGGGAUUGAGGAACAUGAAUCCGUAUGACCUCCAAUUUAAUGUGUUUUACUUUUAUUUUUCGUUUAACUGAUACCACGAGGCAGAGUAAUCAAUAUGAUAAACGCGUAGUACCUAAGUACAAAACAUCUAAGCAUACAUCCCUAGACAGUAAAAUGAACACUUGUAGAACUAUGAACUAAAUGUUUACUCUCUGCUCUGAGAGCCUCAAUAUACUCUCUCUGUGCGGAGGGCGAUAAGAUACAAGAAUAAUAUAAUUAGACGUACGCAAUAACUAUGCAAACGUAACUGUGAGGUAAUGGUGGAUUUCAAACAACUAAAUCUCAUCCGCUGAUGGAUUGCAUAGACAAGGUAGAGAGCAGUGCAAUUUAGUCGAGAGUAGAGCGGAAUGCAAAGAUACAAUGUUGAACCGUAUAUGAAAGUAAUGUCCUUGGUUAAUAAUAAUUGUGGGAAACAAUUCUCAUCUCCAAAUAAAAUUUUAUUAUACCACUAAAACGAGCCGAUUGAUGAAACUUUGGCGUAGUAAAUAAAACGGAAACAUAAAGUUGAAAAUAUAAUGUAACGCAUAAAAUCAUAUUACUAUUGAAGAAAAAUCAGCAUAUGUUAGAGAGACACUAUAAAAAACAAUCAACCAAAAUCUUCAAUAAAAAAUAACAGAUAAAUCGUAUA